Malus domestica (apple) is the source of this 1579-nucleotide messenger RNA. Its product is annotated as hydroxyethylthiazole kinase. Gene Ontology annotation, molecular function: magnesium ion binding; ATP binding; hydroxyethylthiazole kinase activity. The record is from RefSeq and is a predicted model, not a curated record. Gene Ontology annotation, biological process: thiamine biosynthetic process. Lineage: Eukaryota; Viridiplantae; Streptophyta; Magnoliopsida; Rosales; Rosaceae.
ACAUCCAGAACAGCUCGCGGCAAAGCAAAAGAGAAAUCAUGGAGAGCAAGUCCAACUUCAAGGCAGAAGAAGAAGAUCCAGAGGCAAUCGUGUGGGCCCAGAAAGCAUGGGCCCUACUAUCUUCAGUUCGAGCCAAAUCACCGCUCAUCCAGUGCAUCACCAACUUCGUGUCAAUGGAUCUGAUGGCCAACACUCUCUUGUCCGCGGGUGCAUCACCCGCCAUGCUCCACUCCAUAGAAGAACUCCCCGACUUCACGCCUCAGGUCCACGCGCUCUGCGUCAACGUGGGCACGCUCUCCGCCGACUGGUUACCGGCCAUGAAGGUCGCCGCUGAACUGGCGCACAACUCCGGCAAGCCUUGGGUUCUCGAUCCAGUUGCCGCCGGCGCCUCAGGUUUCCGGUUGAAGGCUUGUUUGGAGCUUGUGGAGCUUAAGCCUACUGUUAUUAGGGGAAAUGCGUCCGAGAUUAUCGCCCUCGCCAAUGCUUCUGUGGGACCUACCAAGGGGGCAGACAGUUCCCAUGAAUCAACAGAUGCAGUUGAAUCAGCAAAAUCACUGGCUCAAUCCAGUGGUGCCUUAGUUGCGGUUUCUGGAGCUGUCGACAUUGUUACAGAUGGGAAGAGAGUUGUUGGUGCUCGUAAUGGGGUUGCCAUGUUGACAAAGAUCACGGCAACCGGAUGUUCAGUCACUGCCCUGAUUGCUGCCUUUGUUGCUGUUGAUCAAUCUCAUGUUUUGGAAGCUACAGCUUCUGCAUUAUCGAUAUUUGGGAUUGCGAGCGAGGUGGGAAUGAAACUGGCAAAGGGUCCAGCUUCAUUGCGGAUGCACUUGAUAGAUUCACUCUACAGGCUCGAUGAAGUAUGUGUGCUUUCUCAUGUUAAAAUCGGCAGCUUGUCAUGAAAGAUGCGGAGCUGUAUGUGUGGUAUGUUGAUUACCAUUAGACCUAUUUUUGUUUAGAGUUCACACAUAUUAAGCAAUUACAUGAAUGACAAAUAACAAAUGAUACUUUGUUUUUGUAGAUAAAGUUUCUGAAUCAUUUACUGGAAAAUACUAUAGUAAUUGGAAGCAUUUCCUUGUAAAGUAUUUGAAACCAAGCUUUGUUUUGCUUUUGAACAUUUUUCGUUGUAUUUUUAACCUUUCCUUGUGAUAUAAAGAAACAGCUUGAAAUUUCAAACUUCAAAGACAGAAAAAGAAAAUAUUGGUGAUCCAUACAAGUUGUAAGCUGCUAUGCCUUUCCCAACUCCCGUUAUAUUGGUUUCAUAGAGGAUUUGGUUCUACAGGGAUAUUCUCUUUGAGGAUAAGACGACUAAGCCUGUUUGUGGCAGUGAGGCCUUCUUGAAAGGCCAUAGUUUGUUUAUUCACUAGUUAGUUACCGACCAUCAGCACUAAAAGUUUCACUUUUUCUGUAUUCUAUCUCAUAUGUGAGCAGAGAAUUUAUUCUUUUUAUAUUUACUCUAGCAAACCUGGUCCAGUCCGGUCCAGUAGGAUGUACAGAACUGGCUAGUAGUUUUCUUGUUUUGUAAGAUCAACUGGAGAGUAACUUUUUUCGGAUGUUUAUAUCAUAGAGUAUCUUCAUGCUUGUG